AUGUCAUUACCAGACAAAUGGGAUUACUACAAUGAUUCGGAAAUCGAUCUGGGUUUCUGUCAGGAAUUCCAUGGUUACACUAUGGUACAAAGGGUAGCCACAGAUGAGCGUCCAUUUGAAACGCCCUCUUCCGAUGAGAGCGGAUUGGGCCGAAGCGACUCUCCCAGCGAAGAUUUGGAACCAGAGGCAGCUUUGGUGGUUCCCCCAGACGGUGGUUGGGGUUGGGUCGUGGUUGUAGCUUCAUUCAUGUGCAACUUCAUCGUUGACGGCAUAAUUUUCUCUGGAGGAAUGCUUUUGACUCCCAUACAAAAAGAAUUUAAAGCGACUGACGGACAGGUGGCACCGGUGAAUUCAUUGUUGGCGGGAUUUUAUCUUUUAGCGGGGCCUUUCGUAUCAGCUUUGGCAAACAAAUAUGGUUUCCGUGUCGUUACAAUAAUAGGUACUCUAAUAACAAGCACUGCAUUCGCGUUAUCAUAUUUCGCGGAGAGCGUCGAGUAUCUUUAUCUUGUGUACGGCGUCGUGGGAGGCGUGGGUUUCUGCAUGAUUUACAUGCCGGCUGUACUCACUGUUGGUUUCUACUUCGAACGUUGGCGAGCGUUGGCCACGGGGUUGGCGUUAUGUGGCUCGGGGGUUGGCACAUUCGUGUUCGCGCCCCUAACUGACAUGUUGAACGAACGAGUUGGAUGGAAAAUGACUAUUGUUAUACAUUCUGGAUUAGUGCUACUAUGCAUCAUAUUCGGAGCUAUGUUCCGUCCGAUAAAUCCCGUCCGCGUUACCUUAGCUGACAAACAAGACGAAGACGAUGAUUCGAGGAGACACGAAGAAGCUGUUGAAAAAUUGAAUUCUAUGUUGAAACUGCAAAGCAAACUGGACUCCGGUAUAUCGAUGCCGGCAGAAAUGAGAUUCACCAACAAAGUUAGCCCUCACACUUGGAUGGGCGUAGCAAAUAACACUCGCUAUCCGACUGCGGAAGAAGUUUUCAAAGGGAGCAAUUCUCAUAUAAGCAGAAGGUCAUCAGCGACCGCUGGCACUAUAAAGCAUAACCUCGGAAAUAAGCCCAUGUUCAUAGCUUUACCAGUCGCUGAGAAGGACGAACAGGAAGACUCAAACAGCAACAUCGAUAACGCUGAACCUCUCAUCUCUAACACAAUCAAAGUCAUCACGAGAGACCAAAGACCGCGUAGAUCGCAUAUGGAUCUUGUAGCGAGACCGUUCUAUCGUGAUGAUAUUUUCUUUAGCGGCAGUCUAGCCAGACUACCUCAGUAUACAUCAAGAACUUCACUAGGCUACCACUUAGCUGUAACCCACGUACCAACACAAGAAGACGCUCAAGAGGAAGUUUCCAAACAAUGUCGAUUAUGCCCAGAAUCGGUCAAACGAGCUCUAGCAACUAUGUUGGACAUAAGUCUCUUCAGAUCUCCUACAUUCAUACUUCUAGCUAUCAGCGGAUUUUUCACUAUGUUGGGCUUCUUUGUACCAUAUAUGUACGUGAAGCAAAGAGCUGAAAGCAAUGGUGUAGGUAAAGCAACAAGUGUUAUGUUGGUGUCUGCUAUAGGUAUAGCUAAUAUCGUGGGUCGUAUCGCGUGUGGACUGGUGUCCUCGAUGCCUAAAGUGUCUCCGUUGUGGCUGAACAACAUAGCGUUGUCUGCGGGUGGUAUUGCUACUAUGAUGAGCGGACUCUGCUAUGAGGAGUAUUUCCAGUUCGGUUACUGCGCUGUUUUUGGAUUGGCUAUCGCAUGUUUCGCGUCUCUACGUUCAAUACUAGUAGUGGAGUACAUCGGCCUAGAACAACUUACUAACUGUUUCGGACUCUUCCUACUUUUCCAAGGGUUUGGAGCUCUCCUAGGAGCACCAAUCGCGGGCGCUCUCAUGGACAUGACGCACAGUUUCGACAUAGCGUUCUACGUGUCCGGCAGCUUCCUAUUAUUUUCGGCUGUAAUGAUCUAUCCAGUAGAUUAUGUAAGCAGAUGGGAAAAAUCUAGAAAUAAACUAGCAUCACAACAGAACGCGUAA
Molecule: messenger RNA, 2013 nt
Organism: Danaus chrysippus (African queen)
Lineage: Eukaryota; Metazoa; Arthropoda; Insecta; Lepidoptera; Nymphalidae
Source: the annotation of a GenBank genome assembly